GCUACUACSGAUCCCCUAUGAGUGAGGCUUUGAUGUUCKCACAGACGGGCUCUUUACCAGUGUGUUCCGCUGCUAUAGGCUGCGCAUGAAUGGCAUUCGCUAUUGGUGCUUGUGCGUACAUAUAGAGGAGCGCUGGCGCGGGAUAAGGGUUGGCGCCUGAGGUUCAUAUUUUCAACUUUUUAAGGAAUUAAAUAUCAGUCAACCCGGCUGUAAAUUUCGCUCGGACAUGAUGGAUUUAUGACAAACAGCAUGCUUUUUCUGAUGGAGUUGGAUUGACGAUUGACUAAUUUGAGCGUCCAUGCGUGUUAUAUUUUUAGAUAUGUGUUUUAUCCCUUAUUCUAGAGCUGAUGUUGUAGGACAAGUUUCGGACACCAAAAUGUGUUUAUUUUUUAUUUUGAUAUUAUCAACUUUAGAAAUCUGUCAGUCGCUGGCCCCUCGGAACGUUUAUACAAAUCACUGGGCAGUGCGUAUUGCAGGGGGACAAGAAGAAGCGGAUAAACUAGCUGUUAAAUAUGGUUAUAAUAAUUAUGGACAGAUCGGGAGUCUGGAGGACCAUUACCAUUUCCACCACAGCAGAGUGGUGCGCAGAGCAGCUUUCUCCACUAGGGGCGCUCACUCCUUCAUCCAGAUGGACCCAAAGGUUGACUGGGUCCAACAGCAGCUGGUGAAGCAGAGAGUAAAGAGAUACAUCCAAAGGGACACCAGAAGCCCUGACCCCAACUUCGUCCACUUCAACGACCCCAAAUGGUCCAACAUGUGGUAUAUUCACUGUACGGACAAGAACAAUCGCUGUCGGUCAGAGAUGAACAUUCUGGCAGCGUGGCAGAGAGGCUACACGGGCAAGAACGUGGUGGUCACCAUCCUGGACGACGGCAUCGAGAGGAACCACCCUGACCUGGCACAGAACUAUGACCAGCUGGCGAGUUAUGAUGUCAACGGGAACGACCAUGAUCCAACUCCUCGUUAUGAUUCUAGCAACGAGAACAAACAUGGGACGCGGUGUGCGGGUGAGGUUGCAGCUGUGGCUAAUAACUCCCACUGCAUUGUGGGAAUUGCAUACAACGCACGCAUUGGAGGUAUUCGUAUGCUGGAUGGUGAUGUGACAGAUGUAGUAGAGGCUAAGUCCCUCGGUAUCAGACCUGACUACAUAGACAUCUACAGUGCCAGCUGGGGGCCUGACGACGAUGGAAAGACUGUGGACGGACCAGGGCCUCUGGCCAAACAGGCCUUYGAGAUGGGCAUCAAAAAGGGCAGGAAGGGUCUGGGAUCCAUCUUUGUUUGGGCGUCGGGGAACGGCGGUCGCCAGGGUGACCACUGUUCGUGUGACGGCUACACCAACAGCAUCUACACCAUCUCCAUCUCCAGCACCACAGAGAACGGCAACAAGCCCUGGUACCUGGAGGUCUGCUCCUCCACACUGGCCACCACCUACAGCAGCGGGGAGUUCUAUGACAGGAAGAUAAGGGACAGUGACAACUCCACCGUAUGGGCCUCGGCAGAGACCAAGACCCAGUACAACUCCGUAUGGGCUCGCAGAGACCAGUACAACAACUCCCGUAUGGGCUCGGAGAGGACCAGUUACAACUCCCGUAUGGGCUCGGCAGAGGACCAGUACAACUCCCGUAUUGGGCUCGGGAGAGACCAUGUACAACUCCCGUAUGGGCUCGGGAGAGACCAGUACAAACUGCCCGUAUGGCUCGGCAGAGACAGUACAACUCCCGUAUGGGCUGCCGGCAGAAGUAUCCAGUACAACUCGCUAUGGGCUCGCGAGAGACCAGUACAACUCUAG
Molecule: messenger RNA, 1789 nt
Organism: Salvelinus sp. IW2-2015
Lineage: Eukaryota; Metazoa; Chordata; Actinopteri; Salmoniformes; Salmonidae
Product: proprotein convertase subtilisin/kexin type 6-like
Biological process (GO): peptide hormone processing
Cellular component (GO): cell surface; membrane
Molecular function (GO): serine-type endopeptidase activity
Source: RefSeq, a predicted model, not a curated record